This is a messenger RNA of Drosophila persimilis, 3446 nucleotides long. RefSeq lists its product as uncharacterized. Gene Ontology annotation, biological process: regulation of DNA-templated transcription. Lineage: Eukaryota; Metazoa; Arthropoda; Insecta; Diptera; Drosophilidae. Gene Ontology annotation, molecular function: protein binding. The coding region runs from base 7 to 3087 and encodes 1026 amino acids. The transcript has 9 exons. The record is from RefSeq and is a predicted model, not a curated record.
ACAAAGAUGGUGUCGCGACGUAAAAUUCUAUCACGUUCACGCGACGAUCUUAAUCUUGACCAGACAUUCACCCAGCAGGAGGAGGAGGAGGAUGUCUGGUAUCAGAAGGAUAAACUCUACAAGGAACACAUACAGGAAGUGCUGGACAAAUGGACCCAAAUCGAUGAUGAGAUCUGGGCCAAAGUAAUUGUCUUUGAGCGGAAUCGACGUGUGGCCAAGGCAUACGCACGUGCCCCGGUGCUGACCAUAAAUGGGUCCGACGACGGUUUCGACGGCAUGCGAAUCGGCCUGUGCGGCUUCGACAAUCCGAUGCGGGACCAGAAGACGGACGAGAUGAAGCGCGUCAUCGGGCAGGGCGUGAAGAUCAAAAUGGACGACGCUGGCAACAUACUCGUCCGCCGCUAUGCCAAGAGCAAUGUGUACGUCAAGAGCACCGCCAGCAGUCCCAAUGAGGAGACCUCCAUCGGUGCCGAAAUCUUGAAGCUGCCCAAUCAGGCGCUCGAAUCCGAAAAAAUAGUCAAGCUCUUCGACAUGAAGAAGUUCCAAUCGAAUGUAAAUCGUGAGCUGCGCCGUGCCUAUCCAGAUCGCCGACGCUUGGAGACGCAGUGCCUGUCGGCCGUGGCCUUUGUCAAAUCGGAGAGCGAUGUCUUGGAGUGCCCCAUUUGGGUGCUCAUUGUGAAUGUGGUAGCCAUGGAUAUGCUCAAAAGCAAGUUGCCACCAGUGCAACGCCCCAUUGUGGACAUUAAGAAUCGCCCGCGCAUACCCAUACCCGAUGAGGAUCCCUACAGCGUGGCUGGCAAUGGCAGCGGCGGCAGUUCGGGCAGCUCCGGAUUUGGCAGCGGCCACCAGCAGCAGCUGGGGAAGCUCUUGAACAACGGCAAUAGCGGACAUGUGGCAGCCACGCGGGAGCAGCUGCUGCUGCAGACGCAACAACUGGCCCACAAACGCAGCGAGAAGCCGCCCAAGCUGCCGCCCAGGGACAAUGUCUAUGCACACGAUUUGAUUCCAAAGCCGGACUAUGAUGACAUUGAUUUGGAAACACGCAUCAAACUGUCGCGCGGCAAGUCGGACAAGGGCAAGGACAACAAGAAAUACGAUGAUCCCUACUAUUGCGGACUGCGGGCACGAGUGCCCAACUUUGUCAAGUCGGGCAAGAAGGGCUCGGGGCAAGGACUCAAGGAUCAGCGGGAUGGCAAUGGCAACAACAUUAACAUCAUCAACAAUAACAACAACAGCAACGGAGGCAUGAGCACGCUCAGCCAAAAGAAGACCUCGAUGAUACACAACCACUUGUCGGGCAUGCAUCCACACCACAUACAGCAGCAGCAGCAGCUGAUGGCCGCCGCGGCGGCUGCCCAUGCUGUGCACCACCAUCCUGGCCAUCAGCAGCAGCAGCAGCAGCAGAAUCAUCACCAUCAGAUCUGGCAGACGCGCAGCUAUGAGAGUGGCAUAGGUAUUUAUAAACAGGGCGUGGCUAGCACGCCUCAACACAAAUCGCACGCACUGCAAAUGCAACUGCAGCUGCAGCUGCAACAACAACAUCAGCAACAACCACAGUCACUGCCAACGGACCUAACAACAGCCACAACAACCAAGACACAAAGCACACCCAACAAAGCACGUAGCCACCAGCAGCAGCAGCAGCAGCACCACUUGCCACCACAGACCCGCACUCCGCACGCACAUCCGCAUCAUAAGCACCAGCACCAUCACAAUCACAAUCACAGUCACAUGCAUCAGUGCGAGAGGCAUGCGCGCCACCAGGCGCCCAACCACCCCACCCAUCCACCGUUCUACGACAACCUGGAGGAGUCGGUGGGUCGCCAGGUGUCUCGCCGUCUCUCCACCCGCCGCCCGGUGGCUGAGAGCGCUGCCGGUGCCUGCAACUGCGUGAGCUGCUAUGCAUUGGCCCCGCUUUGUGGGUCCGUGCCGCCGCCACGGCCCCUGCGCAGUCUCAGCCAGCAGCAGCUGCGCCGGCAUCAGAGGCUGAGCGGCAGUCUGGUGGAGAAGCAGGCCGGUGUGGUCAAGUGGUGCAGCGAGAGCGACGUCUCGGUGCUGGAGCAUGUGCAGGAGGAAGACCCGGACGAGCGGUACGACGACUGCUAUGAGUACGACGACUUCGACAUGGACUUUGACAUUGACGACGACCUUACAGCCCGCAUGGGCUACAGCCGGGGACCGGAGACGGUGGACAUGUACGUGGAUCGAGCACAAUUGCGCCAGAUCCAAGCGCCCGCCGUGCUGGCCAGCUCGCGCACCAAGUCCCAGUCCACCGAGAGCUUCUUCGAGCAGCCGAACGAAGAGGGCUCCCUGUAUAUGUACGGCGGGCGCAAGCGCAUUGUGGCCAAGGCGCCGUCGGCGGCCAACAUCUAUGAUCGGGUACGCGGCUCAAUGGACCCCGACAGGGGCUAUGCGAAUGGCAGGUUCAAUUUGGCAGCCAGGACGCAGUACCACAACAGGAGCAGCCAGCACAAGGCGCCGGUGCUGCCAUCGCCCAGUUGGCGGGGCGGCAAGCGACUGCAGCAGGAGGCGAAACAUUUUCAAAACUCUGACAAACGACGAUAUGACAAUGCAACGAACAACAACAACAGCAACAACAAUAACAACAGCCACAACAUCAGCAGCAACAAGAACAAAAGACAGUUAACGAACAGCAACAAAAACAAUGACGACAUCUUGAAAAGCAAAAAUAAUUUCAAUAGUAAAAACAAAAGUAUAGCAACAUCAGCAUCAGCCCAAGCACAACAAGCGAAAGCGACCACAACAGCAUCAUCUAGCGGUGGAGCAGUAGCAGCAUCAGCAACAACAACAGCAACAGCAACAAUGACCACUAAUGCCAGUGGAGGAGCAGCAGUUGCAGUUGCAGCAGCAUCAAAAAAAGCAUCACCAAUACAUGACCCAACGGCGAACAAUGCCCAGGCGGCGGCCAAUGGACUGCUGCAUGGACCGCCACCUCCCCCAGCUGCCAGAACUGGGCGCAGUGCCAGCCGCCUUGACAUCAGCGACAUGGAGUCCAUUUAUGGCUACCUAAAGCCACGCAAGCCGCGCAGUCUCAGCCUGAAGAAAAUUCAAAUACUCGACUAUUGAACGAACGCAUACGCAUACGUCUACGUUUACUGAAAAUGAGGUUAUUUUGGCACAGACAACGUCGAUUUCUGUUACUUGUUUUGUGGGUUACCCCUUCGGAUCGGUUGCUGUACAUAUAAAUACCACCAUACCAUAUAUAUUAUACAUAGUUUUUAUGUUGCCCAAUCCACCACCAACCCGCCAACUUUGAGAACCCGGUGAACAGAACUAAACUGUACGAAAUGUUUACUAACUCUUACCUGGACUCCUAGACUCCUGGACAGCCACAGCUACUACUGCCGUUGUACAUACACAUUAAUAUCUGCUUAAAUGAUUCAGGGAAUGCUUAUUUUAUUUGGGAAUCGCUUUGUAACCUUUGA